This is a messenger RNA of Trachemys scripta elegans, 2488 nucleotides long. RefSeq names its product sperm flagellar protein 2-like. Gene Ontology annotation, cellular component: sperm midpiece; manchette. The record is from RefSeq and is a predicted model, not a curated record. The transcript is spliced from 8 exons. Lineage: Eukaryota; Metazoa; Chordata; Testudines; Emydidae. Bases 536 to 1741 code for a protein of 401 amino acids. Gene Ontology annotation, biological process: sperm axoneme assembly.
AUUUGGUGCAACUAUAGGACCUUGGUUGCAAAAAUGAUCUAUAUGGUCACAGUUCAUGUCAAUAACGUCACAAGAGCCAAAUUGGAGCCAUUUGUACCUAUCUGAUUGUUGAUUGCCUCUGUCAGAUGGACACUCAGGAUUGUUCAGAGAAGUCACAGAAUUCAUUCCUUGGAACUUUCUGCUAAAAGUUCAGUUCCAGUCAAGGGGAAAGACAACCAGUAUCAGAAACAGCUUCCAGAAAAUUGAGUUUCUACUCUCAAUGCCAUCCAAUUUGUAUCAGAAGAAAAAUGGAGUGAGAUUACUUAUGAUAUUCAUGGUCGUCAAAACUUUCCCGAGGACUAAGACCCAGAUAGGUCUUAAGAAAGUGAAACAACUUUGUGGUAAAAGAGAAUUUCAAGAUGUCACUCACUUCUAAAUCAAAAAGAUCAGCUGUGUACUCUGGAUAUAAGGUUUAAUAUCAAAUAAAAUAUUUAUUGACAUUCUUCUUGAUUUGAUUACUUUGAACCUUGGAACAAACAGCCUUCCUGAUGUAUGGAUGCGCCUCACAGUUUCAGAUUUACAAAAUCUGGCAACUACAUUAAUGGUGAACGCAGAACUUAUUGAUUGGCGCAGAUUCUUAUUAACAGCAGCUCAACCAUGGCCAGUUCCCUCUGUGAUACAGCUCCUUAAUACCCUGCACAGCUUUAAGGCUGUUGAUGAAGCUGGAUCAGGCUUUGUUACACAGGAAUACUAUAAUCAGGUUGGUUUAUGGUUUAAAGGCAGUGAAGAUUUAAAAAUGCCAGAAAAUCCUACAGAACCUUUGCCUUUUAAUAGACAGGAGCAUCUUAUAAUGUUUUUCUUUAUUUUAUUUGCUGAUGCCAGAAAAGAUCCCUCUCAACUUGACUACACUAAGAUGCUGCUUUAUUUUGCUUCACAUCCUGAUGCUGUUGAGGGAGUCUACCGAGCGCUUAGUAUUGCUACUGGAACAUACAUCCGUAGAAGAAAAGAGGUUUCUCCUCCACAUGUGUCUCUUUCCCACACUGAUAUGCUGAUAAAGGAAGAGCCUUUGGUGGAAAAAGGAGAAAUCUUGCCUUGCACAGAUGAGGGAAGAAUUUCUAUGGCAACUCUACAAAGAGUGUUCCAUCAUGAAGGAAGUAAAGCUGGUGACAACCAUAGAUUCAGUAGUCCGCAGAAGGCAGGCAGUAAUAAUAAGCAUUUCAGAAAAAUAUACGAGGAACUGGGCUCUGAGGAUCUGAAACCCAUUCCAGUUACCAUUCUUUUGAAGCAUCCUUUCAUUCAGGACUUGAUUAACAGCUACCAGGGGUACAAACUUCCUGUACGAAAGGACAAUCUUCUAGGCAACUCAGGUUCCGGCUUUGUUUACCUGGGAUGGUGCUCUAUCUGGCAUUCUAUACAGCAGAGAGCAGGGGUCGGCAACGUUUGGCACGCGGCUUGCCAGGGUAAGCACCCUGGCGGGCCGGGCCAGUUUUAUUUACCUGCUGACGUGGCAGGUUCGGCCGAUCGCGGCCACCACUGGCCGUCCCGGGCCAACAGGGGCGGCGAGAAGCCACGGCCAGCACAUCGCUCGCCCGCGCCGCUUACGCUGGCGAGCCGCGUGCCAAACGUUGCUGACCUCUGGCACAGAGCAACAUGGACUCGCUGCAUAACAUACUCUUUGUUAGUACCAAAUAAGAUCUUGGUGAAACUUUCUUCUCUUUCACCUCUGCAGAAGUUGCCCAACCUUCUUCUCCAUCCAAUUUGACUUUUACUGCAUCUCCUGGUUGAAGUUUUGGAAAAGUUCUCAUGGAAUUGUGCUUGUCAAGAUGACUUUUCUAUUUUUUUAUUGUUCUCUUAUCAGCACGUUUUAAACUUUCACCAUGUAGGAUGCAAAUUCUUCAACUAUCUAUAGUUUUUAUUUGUCUAUUGAGCGUCGAUAGAGCUGAAUUGAAUUUAGUCAUUUCAUUCAGAAUUGCUCUAUAAAUUAAUUAAGCUAAGAAUGCCUUUUUCUACAAAAUUUCUUUAGCUAUCUAACUCUUUCAGCUUCUCCAUUCUCUUAAGGAUAAUGAGAGCUAAUAGUAAUAGGAAGGGAACGUUUUUUUUUCAUGAAAUUUGUAUCUGUAAAUUGUAGACCAUUGUCUGUAACUAGUUUCUCUGGAAUUCCCCAAUGAGCAAAUAUAUUCUUUAACUUUCCAAUGAUGCUCAUUUUUGCGGCAUAUGCACAUUUGUAAACAUUCUGACUAAUGGCUAUAGCAGCUAUGUACUUGCGACUGUCUAGCUCACACAGAUCAAUAAACUUACACUUUCAAGAUGUGACAUGGAAAAGUGCCCUUCUUUUGUAUUGGUUUAUUAACCUGACAACAUGCACGGUAGUAUCCUUUUUCUGGCUGUCUACUUAUCCCUGGCUAACACACUGUCAUUUGGGCAUGUUUUCUGCAUUUGGUAAUGCCCUGGUGACCAUCGUGUAUUUUAUUCAAAACUUCCUCACUCAGGCCUGAUUCAGCAAAGUAUU